Molecule: messenger RNA, 1006 nt
Organism: Protobothrops mucrosquamatus (brown spotted pit viper)
Lineage: Eukaryota; Metazoa; Chordata; Lepidosauria; Squamata; Viperidae
Gene: UPP2
Product: uridine phosphorylase 2
Exons: 7
Biological process (GO): nucleotide catabolic process; uridine catabolic process
Cellular component (GO): cytosol; cytoplasm
Molecular function (GO): uridine phosphorylase activity
Source: RefSeq, a predicted model, not a curated record
GAAUGUAUUUGUUUAUGUUAAGAACCCUCACUUGGAUUUAAUGGAGGAGGACAUCCUUUACCACUUAGAUUUAGGAACCAAAACGCACAACCUACCAGCCAUGUUUGGAGACACAAAGUUUGUCUGUGUGGGAGGAAGCCCCAACAGAAUGAAAGCUUUUGCUCACUUCAUGCAGAAAGAACUUGGACACAAAGGAGAGGACAACGAUUUGAAAGAUAUUUGUGCUGGGACUGACCGUUACUCCAUGUAUAAAGUGGGCCCAGUGCUUUCCAUCAGCCAUGGGAUGGGUAUUCCCUCCAUUUCUAUCGUGCUUCAUGAACUAAUCAAAUUGCUACACCAUGCAAAAUGCUGUGAUGUUACCAUUAUCCGCAUCGGUACCUCAGGAGGAUUAGGAGUUGAGCCUGGCUCUGUGGUAAUAACAGAUGUGGCAGUGGAUUCCUUUUUCAAGCCCCAGUUUGAGCAAGUGAUCCUAGACCGUGUGGUGACACGAAACACAGAGCUUGAUAAAGACUUGGCUUCUGAGCUACUCGAAUGCAGCAGAGGGAUUAAGGACUUUCCAACACUAAUGGGCCAUACAAUGUGCACAUAUGAUUUUUAUGAGGGCCAAGGACGGUUAGAUGGAGCAUUGUGCUGCUUCUCUAAUGAAAAAAAGCUAGAGUAUUUAAAAAGAGCCUACAACGCCGGUGUGAGAAACAUAGAAAUGGAAUCCACAGUAUUUGCUGCGAUGUGCAGGCUUUGUGGCCUGAAAGCUGCAGUAGUCUGUGUGACUCUCCUUAAUCGAUUUGAAGGAGAUCAGAUCAAAGCCUCCCAUGAAGUUCUAGCUGAGUAUCAGCGACGACCUCAGCAAUUGAUUGCAACAUUGAUCAAAAAACGCCUUGGGUUGAUUAAUGACACGGAAUUAUUAGAUAAUGCACAAAAGUAUUUCAGGAGUGGCUUUUUAACUGUGAAAUUACACGAAUGUACUAUGGGUUCCAAGCAUGAAGACAAUCUCGUUUGUCUGCAGUAG